AUGGCAUUAGCCGUGGUAGGUGGUGCUCUUCUCUCUGCUUUCCUUGACCUUCUUUUUGACAGGCUAGCUUCCCCUGAGCUUGUCGGCCUGAUCCGUGGAAAGAAGCCUGACAAGUUGCUUCAAAAGCCUCCACAUUUAAAACGGUGUUUUGUAUAUUGCUCACUGUACCCCAAGGAUUACGAAUUUCAUAAGAAUGAAGUGAUCCUGCUGUGGAUGGCCGAAGAUCUUUUAAAAGCACAAAGAAAAGAAAAGACUUUAGAAGAAGUUGGUGAGGAGUAUUUUGAUGAUUUGGUUUCAAGAUCGUUUUUUCAAUGUUCAAGUCGUCAGCCUUGGAGUAAUUUUUUUAUAAUGCAUGACCUCAUGCAUGAUCUAGCAACAUUCCUUGGCGGGGAAUUUUAUUUCAGAGCAAAUGAACUUGGAAAAGAAACCAAAUUUGAUAGAAAGACCCGUCAUUUGUCUUUUGCAAGAUUCAGUGAUCCAGUCUCUGAUAUUAAUGCUUUUGAGACAGCCAAAUUUCCAAGAACUUUCUUGCAGAUCAAUAAUGAAGAUUGUCCAUUCAACAACGAAAAGGCACCACGUAUUAUAGUGUCGAUGCUUAAGUACUUGAGAGUUUUAAAAUUUGGUUUGUACCAAAGUGAGCUUGUUCUGCCUGAUUCAAUCGGUGAAUUGAUCCAUUUGCGUUACUUAAAUCUCAAUGGUACAUCUAUAGAAAUGCUGCCAGAGUCAUUGUGUAAUCUGUACAAUCUACAAACUUUGAAGUUGGGUUCUUGCUCUAAUCUGACUAAGUUACCUAGAAACUUUCAAAAUCUUGUAAACUUGCGUCAUCUUCAAAUUGUUGGUACUUACAUAAAAGAAAUGCCUAAAAGAAUGGGGAAACUAAAUCAAUUACACAACUUGGAUUGUUAUGUUGUGGGCAAGCAUAAAGAAAAUAGCAUCAAAGAACUGGGAGGACUUCCAAAUCUCCAUGGUUCGUUUUCUAUUAAGAAAUUAGAGAAUGUUACCAAAGGUGAAGAAGCAAUAGAGGCCAGGAUAAUGGAUAAGAAGCACAUUAGACAUUUAUCUUUGAUAUGGUCUGAAGGUAACGAUGAUAUCAUCGACUUCCAAAUUGAAUUAGAUGUACUCGCCAAGUUACAACCUCACCAAGAUCUGAAAUUGCUGGGUAUAAGUGGUUAUAAGGGAACAAGAUUUCCAGAAUGGGUGGGAAAUUUUUCUUAUCAAAAUAUAACUAGUCUGUAUUUAAAUAGUUGUAACAACUGUUGCGUGCUUCCUUCACUUGGGCAACUACCGUCUCUCAGUGACCUUGAUAUUUCAUACAUGAAUUCGGUGAAAACUAUUGAUGCAGGCUUUUAUAAGAAGGAUGAUUGUUCAUCUGUGACGCCCUUUCCAUCCCUUAAAUAUUUACGCAUUUAUGAUAUGCCUUGUUGGGAGAUGUGGAAUGCUUUUGAUUCAGAAGCUUUUCCUGUGCUUAAGGAUCUUGAUAUUAGAAACUGCCCCAACCUAAGGGGAGAUUUGCCAAAACAUCUACCUGCUCUGCAAACUCUUUACAUUGGAAAUUGUGAGCUUCUUGUUUCUUCUGUCCCAAUGGCUCCCACCCUUCAGGAGUUAAAUAUUCUCAACAGCAAUAAAGUAACGUUUCAUGAGUUUCCUCUUUUGGUAAAAGAUUUAAGGAUAGAAGGAAGGCCAGUGGUAGAGUUAAUGAUGGAGGCCAUCAGUAAAAUCCAACCUACCUGCCUCCAAUCUUUAAGUUUGGAGGAUUGUUCCACAGCCAUAUCGUUUCCAGGUGAUCGUCUUCCUGCAUCGCUGAAAAGUCUGCAUAUCAGUGGUUUAAAGAAGCUGAAAUUUCCGGUGCAACACAAACACGAAUUACUGAAGUCACUAAGAAUAAUUAAUAGUUGUGAUUCCCUGAAGUCUCUCCCACUGAUUAACUUUCCAAAUCUCAUAAAUCUUACAAUCGAAGACUGUGAAUAUAUGGAAUCGCUUUUGGUCUUAGGGUCAGAGUCGUUGAAGAGUCUGAAUUAUUUUGCGAUUCGACGCUGCCCCAACUUUGCAUCAUUCCCGGGAGAAGGAUUGUGUAUGCCCAAUUUGACUCAUCUCAGUGUUUAUGAUUGUGACAAGUUGAAGUCGUUGCCCGAUCAGAUGGAAACUGUUUUCCCAAGGAUGGAAUAUCUUGAAAUAUCAAACUGUCAACAAAUUGAGUCAUUCCCUGGAGGAGGUAUGCCACCUAACUUGAGAACAGUUUCUAUAAAAAAUUGUGUGAAACUACUGAGCAACCAAGCAUGGGAAUGCAUGGACAUGGUUACCUCUCUCGAAGUGUGGGGUCCAUGUGAUGGCAUCAAAUCCUUCCCAGAGGAGAGUUUGCUGCCUCCCUCCCUUGUGUCUCUGCAUCUAAGCGAUUUUUCUAGUCUGGAAACGUUGGAUUGCAAGAGCCUUCUCCAUCUCACAUCACUCCAACAAUUAAACAUUCAAAGGUGUCCAAAGCUGGAGAAUAUUGCGGGAGAAAAGCUUCCUCUCUCUAUAAUAAAAUUAAUGAUAUAUAAAUGUCCCUUGCUGGAACUACGAUGCCACAAAAAGGACCGUCAAAUUUGGCCUAAAAUCUCCCAUGUCCGUGGGAUAAAGAUUGACCAUGGAUGGAUUUAACGAGCAUGGAUGAUGAGAAGAUGAAGAUGAAAGAGUGGCUGAGAUAAGGGGAGAGGGGGCAAUGAAAAAUCGAAGAGAAUAACACCGAUCAAUGACAAUGUCAGGAGUAUAGCACCGGGAAAAACAUCAGCAUGCAGCCAAUAGGUCAUGAGGGCUGGGAUAGGUAAUAAGUAUGAAAGUCACAGAGAUCAUCAUCCUAGCGUUACAGCUGAACCAUAACUGAAAAAAAGCUUCACACUAUUGCUCUGCUAUCUGUUACUGCAUAUUUUAAGUUUUACCUUUUCUAUGAAUAUUGUGUUCCAGGAAACUGUAUACUUCCCAUUCUGUGAUUAUCUUUUUGAAAAUGGAUUCAAAAUUAAUUCUGAGGUGAGAUUUACAUUUAUGUAUAACCUUAGAUACCAUUUUAAA
Vigna radiata var. radiata (mung bean) is the source of this 3045-nucleotide messenger RNA. RefSeq names its product putative disease resistance protein At3g14460. The transcript has 3 exons. The coding region runs from base 1 to 2637 and encodes 878 amino acids. The record is from RefSeq and is a predicted model, not a curated record. NCBI's taxonomy places the organism in Eukaryota, Viridiplantae, Streptophyta, Magnoliopsida, Fabales, Fabaceae.